Molecule: messenger RNA, 660 nt
Organism: Saccharomycodes ludwigii
Lineage: Eukaryota; Fungi; Ascomycota; Saccharomycetes; Saccharomycodales; Saccharomycodaceae
Gene: GLC8
Product: PP1-complex regulatory subunit GLC8
Exons: 1
Coding region: 1-660 (219 amino acids)
Biological process (GO): regulation of signal transduction
Molecular function (GO): protein phosphatase inhibitor activity
Source: RefSeq, a predicted model, not a curated record
AUGAGUGGUAUUUUAAAAAAUAAAGAUGAAAAGCCUCUAGUCAGUAAUGACACUGAAAACUUGGCUGAUUUUAGGAAAAAAGUAUUGGAAAAUACUAGGCUUAAUGCCAAAUUAACAAACGGUUCAUACGAUAACAUUCUACAAAAAGAAGGUGUUGAUUUAAAAACCUUUCAUAGAUCUACCAUUCCAAAAGAUACCGUAUCGUUAAAAAAGGAAAAGGAGAGACAAAAACAAUUACUUAGUGAAAAAAGUAAAGAAGAUAAAGAAAAAGAAGAAGAAGAUUUGAAGUGGAAUAAAAAGAACUUGCAAGAUAAUGAGAUUAUUAAGCAACAAUUCAAAGACGUACAUGUUGAUGAGCCAAAGACUCCGUACCAAGGUGCUAUUGACCCUAAUGGAGAAUAUUAUAAAGUUGAUGAUGAGGAUGAAGUAAAUGGUUCAUUUAGUCUAGGUGAACCAGUAUUACCUCCACAAAGUAGUGAAGCUGGCAAUACAAGAGAAGAAGAAGAAGAAAUAAUAAAAGUUAAUGAAGAUAGCGAUGAAGAAGAGGAUAAGGAGGCCAAGCAUCGUCGAUUUGAGGAGAUGAGGAAAAAGCAUUAUAAUCUUAAAGACGCUUUAAAGAAUAAAUCUUUAGGAGACGAAGAUGAAGACGAAGAAGCGUAA